Molecule: messenger RNA, 2094 nt
Organism: Pungitius pungitius (ninespine stickleback)
Lineage: Eukaryota; Metazoa; Chordata; Actinopteri; Perciformes; Gasterosteidae
Product: NFIL3 like protein-like
Exons: 1
Coding region: 247-1509 (420 amino acids)
Biological process (GO): circadian rhythm; regulation of DNA-templated transcription
Cellular component (GO): nucleus
Molecular function (GO): DNA binding; DNA-binding transcription factor activity
Source: RefSeq, a predicted model, not a curated record
GAAGAUAAAAUGACCAAAAUAAGACCAUUAUUAUUUUAUGUACAUCAAUGAAUUUUUAUCACCCGGUAAAGUGUGUGUUUGAUUUUGUAUUUGAUUUUCAUUGUUUAAACAUUUUUCAACUGACAUCGAUUUACUGAACAUAUUUUACCGCUAGGGGGUGCCAUUACCGCACUCUUCACCCUAACUACCAACCAUCAAGUUGCUCACACACUCACAACUCCCCCUAGUGUCAAUCAGUGACUGAACAUGACGGGUCAGACUGUGGGAAGCCUCCUCCGGGACCUGUCACUUCCCUCAUUGCCGACUGUGGAGGGACUGGCUUCCAGGCCUCUGGGAAGGGCUGUGUCCUUAACUGAUGGGACAGCGUCCAUCCCGACUUCCACAAGCCAGCUGGCCCAAACCUUACUGAGUCAUACCUUUAACCUCAAACACAAGGAGCUCCUUUCCAACACUGAAGCGAAGGCCGGGAGCAGCUGCGAUGAAGACAACGGCAACAACGCGCGUCGCAAACGAGAGUUGAUCCCUGCGGAGAAGAAAGACGAUGGGUAUUGGGACAAGAGGAAAAAAAACAAUGAGUCAGCCAAGCGGUCCAGGGAGAAGAGGCGAGCCAAUGACACGGUGCUGGAGAGGCGAGUCAUGGGCCUGCUGGAGGAGAACGGCCGCCUGAGAGCCGAGCUGCUGGCGCUGAAGUUUCGCUUCGGUCUGGUCAAAGACUCCUCUGAUGUUUCCACACUGUCUGAAGCCCUCUGUGCUCAACCAGCACCAAGACUGACCCAUUUCUACCAACCUCAUGCUGACGGGUUCCCAUACCCUAACAACCCGCCCAGUACCCACCUCGUCCACCCUCACCCUCCACAGCAGGGGGCUAUUUAUGGACCGAGGGGAGCUGGACUUCUUUCAGCUAACAGUGUAUCCGAAGAGUCCGGUGUGUCCACCUUGUGGGGCUCAGAAGGGGGCAGCCCUGUGUUUUUCGAUGACGCCACAUGUGAGCGUAGUGGACCUCCUCUGAGGGAGCCGAGGGAGGAUCAACAAGGCUUCGACUCCCACAGCUGUCCCAUGGAGGUCCACAGGAGUCCGUAUGUAAGCAGACUGGACUCACCGGAGGGUUUGAGGAGCCUGCCGCUUAAGCUCCGCUUCAAAGGGCCUGCUGGUUGCAGCGACGGAGGGGAGAUGUCUCCAUCCUCUGACACCAGACACGGUGGACCCCCUGUAGCCACGGUGUGGCCUAACAUCCAGGUGAGGAACAACCAGCAGUCGGCAUGGGACAAUCUGACUGAAGGUCACAAUUCUGGGUACAGGGAGGAGGCCUGUGGUGGACCGGGGCAGCAGUGUCCCGGUCCGUCGUCUGCACCGUAUAACGCCUCCUCUCUGCAGAACUCCAGGGACUCAUCCGGGGAUUCAACAGAAGAUGUCAGUCUCAGGUCUCAGGUCAGCUGUUUGUCGCAGGAAGUGGCCCAGCUCAAGAGGCUCUUCUCUCAACAGCUGCUCUCCAAAUCGGUUAAAGCCUGAGAAACUUUAUUCGCUACGCCUUCAGAAGCCGACGAUACAGACUUAAUGUGGCCUUCAUGUUGUCUGGCAAACCAUCAUUCCUACACCUGUUUCACUGGGAUAAUUUGGGAGCCUGUUGUUUUUUAAAUGAGAUUAUGUUAAUGAAUGCAAAGGUUUAAGGGGUUUCUGUGUUCACCACAUGGUCAUGUUGAUUGUUCUGUGAUUCAAAGACCGCAGUACAUUUCUGAAUACUUGACUGAAUGCCCAGAAACUGAACGUGCAGAAACAACACACAGCACACGGUUACAAUUUGUCACACGAUGUGUAUCAAUAGUGCGUGAUGUACCGUAAAAGAAGCAAAAUUACUUUUGAAACAUUUUUUUUUUUUGUGAUCUUUAAAUUGAUUCAUGAAUUUGUGUCUGACUUAUCUUAUGACAUGACAUGUUUGUUUUAUUGUUAUGCAUAAUUCUAAUAUAAAACAUGAACUGUACUUAAAAUAGUAUUUUAAGCAAACAAUGACAGAUUUGGUUUUGUCAAGGCAGAGCAGUAAUCUCUGUCCAGAUUGUGACUAUAAAAUCUAUGUACCAAACACUAAAAUAAAAUCCU